Molecule: messenger RNA, 456 nt
Organism: Ruditapes philippinarum (Manila clam)
Lineage: Eukaryota; Metazoa; Mollusca; Bivalvia; Venerida; Veneridae
Exons: 4
Coding region: 151-456 (101 amino acids)
Source: RefSeq, a predicted model, not a curated record
AUAUUACAGGUGAAUUUUGGUGUUUAUCAGGAUGAGACCCUAGGAGCUUCUGUGACCAUCAAAUGUCCUUAUUAAAGUUCAGAUCAUGUCGAUAUAUUUGGCUUUUUUGUUCAUGACAAUCAGCAUUAUCAGAUUGAGCCUGUAAGGUCAAUGUACCGGAAACGUCGUUUCGACGAGGAAGUACCUUCACAAGAAUUGCAUUUUGGGUAUAUCCGGCAUCGAAUCAGACGACAAACAUAUCCCUAUGGAGAUUUUGCAGGGGACGAAUUACUUCCGCCACCCGACAGUUCAGGGCUUAACGGAGUUGUAGAAAUUCCUCCAUUUCCGGGAAAACAUUUAUCAGCAAACGACGGAUCUGCUCCAAUAAUGGAACUGCAAAUGUUAAAACCUCAGGACCGCAUAUUUGGGACAACCACCGAAAAGUUCGAGAGUGACGUGUUACUACCGAGUAAGUAG